AUGGCCAAUCUCACCACUGCAGCUCCGGUGAAGACAACAUUGGCGACCAUCUCUGCAUUACCCACUCCCUCUGGAGCUAUCUCAGUGCUGAAACCAGCGGUUGCCGCCUCUGGGUAUUGGAUGGCAGAUAUGCCGAAACAGGGUAUUGCAGCCUUCAAUUCCAAUCCAAAUGGCUAUAAGGUCUGGAGAAAUGUCAAGGACUAUGGUGCUAAAGGCGACGGCGCAACCGACGACAGUGCUGCUAUCAACGCUGCAAUCACUGAUGGAAAUCGCUGUGGACCUUGGGUCUGCCAAUCAGCUACUGACACUCCAGCCGUUGUCUACUUCCCUUCCGGUACCUACAUAAUCUCGCAAAAGAUUGUUCCUUAUUACUUCACCCAAAUCAUUGGUAACCCGAACAACCGCCCCGUUCUCAAAGCCACUGCUGGUUUUACUGCUCUUGGGGUGAUCGAUGCUAGUCCCUAUGGUAAUACCGGACAGCCAGGCUGGUUAUCUACCAACUUAUUUAUGCGUCAAAUUAGGAAUAUCGUGAUAGAUUUGACAGCCAUUGCUCCAGCAACAGCAGCGACGGGUAUCCACUGGCCGGCCGCUCAGGCAACGAGCUUGCAGAAUGUGAAGGUUAUCAUGACUCAAUCUGCGAGCUCACAACACCAAGGCAUUUUUAUUGAAAAUGGCUCCGCCGGCAUGGUGCUUGACAUUGAGACUGUCGGUGGGUUAUAUGGUCUUAAUAUUGGCAAUCAGCAAUUUACGAUGCGAAAUAUUAAGAUCUCUAAGGCUGUUACUGGGAUCUCACAGAUCUGGAACUGGGGUUGGACAUAUCAUGGUCUCACAAUUUCCGACUGCACUACGGCAUUUUCCAUGAAGAAUGGCGGCUCGAGCAAGCAAGAGGUCGGUUCAGUCACCAUCAUUGACAGUACUAUCACAAACUGUCCUACAUUUGUAGAGAUGGCGUGGUCGACGAGCGCAAAGCCCAUUGCUGCUGGACAGCUGAUCCUUGAGAACAUUGCUCUGAGCAACGUUCCUGUUGCUGUCAAGGGAGAAGGUGGAACUGUUCUGGCUGGUGGAUCCACUACAAUUGCCGCUUGGGGUCAAGGCAUCAAGUACACGCCCACAGGGCCGACAAAAUGGCAGGGCGCCUUCACGCCUGCAAAGCGACCUACGAAUUUGUUGAGUGGCAACAAGUUUUACACCAAGUCGAAGCCCCAGUAUGAGGACCUCGUUACUGAUUCUUUUAUCAGCGCUCGAGCCUCAGGUGCAAAAGGUGAUGGCAACACGGACGAUACCACUGCCGUUCAAAACGCCAUCAACAAUGCAGUCCAGGCUAAGAAAAUUCUCUUCUUCGACCAUGGAGUCUACAAGGUUACAAAGACAAUAUAUGUCCCGCCUGGUGCCCGGAUGGUUGGCGAGUCAUUCGCAGUCAUCAUGGCGUCCGGGAGCACCUGGUCAAGCAAGACGAAUCCAGUCCCCGUCAUCCAGAUCGGAAAGCCUGGUGAGAGUGGCAGUGUUGAAUGGUCUGACAUGGUCGUAUCUACCCAAGGCUCCACCCCUGGCGCGAAACUGAUUGAAUGGAAUCUUGCCGCUACCUUAGGCUCAGGUCUCUGGGACGUUCAUACCCGCAUCGGUGGUGCUAAAGGAACCAACCUACAAGUCACUCAAUGUCCAGUCGGGGCUGCGAUCAAGGACGACUGCAUGGCUGCUUACAUGUCUGUUCAUAUCACGAAGACGGGGUCUGGUGCUUAUUUAGAGAACAACUGGUUCUGGACCGCUGAUCAUGACCUCGACGAUGCCAAGAACAACAGCACCCAAAUCUCCAUUUACACUGGUCGAGGCCUUCUCGUCGAAGGCUCAAACGUUUGGCUUUGGAGUUCUGGCGUCGAGCACCAUUCCUUGUACCAGUAUCAGUUCGCCAAUGCCAAGGAUGUGUUCGCCGGGUUCAUUCAGACUGAGACGCCAUACUGGCAGCCCAACCCAGAUGCCAAAAACCAACCAUUCCCAUUGGCAAGCGCCCUGAGCGACCCAGAUUACAACUCUGCCUGCCAAGGAGCCUCAGGUAAUUGCGACACUUUAGGCCUGCGAAUCUUGGACUCUCAAAACGUCCUCAUCUACGGCGCUGGGCUGUACUCGUUCUUUAUCAACAACAACAGCGCUUGCAGCGGCGCAGAUAUCGCCAACGGCAAGCGGAUUUGCCAGACCCGGAUCUUCAGUGUCGAAGGCAAGUCAACUAAUGUGCUAAUCUAUGGCCUUAGUACCGUUGGCGUAGAGAAAUUGAUUACGAUUGAUGGUAACGACAAGGCAACCUGGUCGGAUACGCUCAGCGUUUACUCGGACACCAUUGGACUCUUUUCCUACAAUGUCUAA
This is a messenger RNA of Lindgomyces ingoldianus, 2358 nucleotides long. RefSeq names its product exo-beta 1,3 glucanase-like protein. Lineage: Eukaryota; Fungi; Ascomycota; Dothideomycetes; Pleosporales; Lindgomycetaceae. Gene Ontology annotation, molecular function: polygalacturonase activity. The record is from RefSeq and is a predicted model, not a curated record. Bases 1 to 2358 code for a protein of 785 amino acids. The transcript is spliced from 4 exons.